AUGGUAGAGUUUCUAACCAGAAGACAUCUAAGCCAUCGCAACCACUUACAACAACAACCACAUUUCUCCAUCUACUUUGCCCAAAAUCUCAGUAUACCCCUGCAACCGCACACACCAAAACCACACUUCUGCACCACAACCAAACACCUACCAUUUAGCAACCCCCUUUUACCAACAAUCCAAAGCUCGCAUGUACCAUCACGCAACAACCGCAUUUCUCCAGUCAUUCUCUCCAACCACACAGAGCCAAAAUCCUUACGUACCACCGCAACCACGCGCACAACAACCACAUUCUCUCCAGCUACCACACAGAUCCUCGGGUUUGCCUCAAGGCCCACCCCAAGACCGACCGAGGCAUUCGAACGCUCCUGCGCGGCCCGAUGCUUGAGGCUGAGGUCCAGCGGAGGCGGAACACAGGGAAUGGCAGCGACAGUCGAUUAUUUGAAACUUAAGUAUGGAGUUGAAAAACAAAUAGAAAUGCAGGAACAUGAAGUCAGCAUAAGCAAGAUGGUGCAGUGUCAGACUCGAAAGACGAAGAAGUCGUCGGAAGUCCUUUUUGACGAUGACUUGAGCCCCGGCAUAAAUGUCUCUCGAGAUCAAGUGAAAAUAACAAAGACAGCCAUAACAGUUGUAGCAGGAUGGAUGCUGUUUGCAUGCAUGUUGACCAUCCUGAUCUGGGGCCUGCCCAAUUUCGAGUGUGGCCUCUCCUUUUCCCCCUUUGCCAUCUCUGUCAAGAAGUUAAAGUAUGUUAAUCCUCACAGUGAAGGAGACUUGCUGAAGGCUAAAGAAUACCAAGACUGGGUAAGGAACUGGCAGUAUGGGAAUAACAUUUCCUUUAGGAAGGAAUGCGGGGAAGAAUGCAUAGAUGACAACGCUAGCAAGGAAGAGAAUCCUUUCUUGCCCCUUGAGGAGCCUAAGAAAGUGGAAGGGAGCUUCUGUGUUGACAUUCCUUUGGAGAUGAGGUUUGACUGUCAUCCUGAUGGCAGCCCAAGUGAAACGUCAUGUGUGAAGCGAGGAUGUUGUUGGCACGAGCUCCAAGAAGUUCCAGAGCGAAAGGUACCAUUUCCUGCCCCGCGCUUGCACCGACCGACACAAGGCAAAGCCCUGGAAGACUUGCCGCUAAACAUUCCUUACUGCUUUUACCCAAGAGACUAUGUAGGUUACUCUGUAAUCAAUUUCACCUCAGAGGAACAUGGCUACACAGGCUUCCUGGAGAGGAGUGUUGCCAGUGUUUUCCCCAAAGACUCUCCGCUUCUCCAGAUGGAUGUUUACUUUGAGACCGACACUCGCCUGAGAGUUAGGAUCACAGAUCCCUUUCAGUUGAGAUGGGAGACUCCAGUGCCCAUUGUGCCACAGGUGAACAAGAGUGCUAGCAAUCCCUCCUACAGUUUCCAUGUCCGCAAUGAGGAUGGUGCCUUUACUGUUGUGAGAAAGAGCUCGGGUGUUCCCAUUUUCGACACGAGAGGUGCAGCACCACUGACCUUCGCAGACCAAUUUAUACAAUUGUCAUCUAUGCUACCCUCAAAUUACAUAUAUGGUUUGGGUGAACACUUGGAGGGGCUCUUGCUGGACACAUACUGGAAGCGUCAUGUUCUCUGGAACUUGGAUCAGAUACCUGAACCGGGUAAAAAUAUGUAUGGAAGUCAUCCUUUCUACCUAUCUUUAGAACCAGAUGGUAACACACACGGUAUUUUCCUCCUCAACAGCAAUGCCAUGGAUGUUGUUCUCCAGCCCACACCAGCUCUCACAUUCAGAGUUAUUGGAGGACUCAUUGACUUGUACAUCUUCCUGGGGCCGACACCAAACGAGGUGAUAAGUCAAUACACUGAGGUGAUUGGCCGUCCCUUCCUGCCCCCUUACUGGUCGCUGGGUUACCACCAGUGCAGGUACGGCUAUGAAACACUUAAUAGGACAAAGGACGUUUGGCAGAGAACACGCAAAGCUGGAAUCCCAUUUGAUGUGCAGUGGAAUGACAUCGACUACAUGAAACACAACAAUGACUUCACAUAUGACCAGAACAACUACAAUGGGCUCCCUGACUUUGUUGAGGAGCUUCAUAGGGAGGGUAUGCACUAUGUACCUAUAAUAGACCCAGGCAUCAGUGCAGCAGAGCUGCCCCAUAGUUAUCCUCCAUGGGAUGAAGGGGUCCAUUUGCGUGUUUUUGUUCGCAAUUCAAGUAAUAUGCCUUUUGUGGGCAAGGUAGGUUUUUUUUUCUGUGACUUAUUAUUAUUAUUUUUUUUAAUUUGUUUGAUUGCCUUUUUUUUAAUGGAUAAUUGUCAUGCUGCUUUGUCAGGAUUUUAUUUUAAGAUGCCAUUAAUCAAAAUACCAAGAAUUUUUAUAGCGCCAGCAUCAUAUGACACCAUCAUUUUCUCAUUUUUCAUGACAAUUGCCAGUGUCAUUGCUAUUGCCAUUAACCCCUUCACGACGGGUCACGUCUCUGGACGUCAUAACAGGCUGCUUGAAAUGUGGCGUGCGGCUGUAUGCCGCGGCGGCGCACCAAAGUGCUCUGAGGCAGUGAUUCCGCUUGAUGUACUGAACCAAGUUUUUUUUUUAGUUUUCUACACCCGUCACCAAGGGGUUAACAUAAACAUGAACUGUAACUUCAACCCAUCAUCACCAUCACAGUCACCAUACUUCUACCCUCACACUGUGUUGUUAGCAAGAUCUAGAGCUUACUUGAGUGGAGGCUCCUGGGUGUGGCUUGUAGACCUGGCUCAAAUGAACACUUGUGACCAUGAAGCAAAGAAGAACCCUUUUGUCAUGGCCGAGGACCAGAUGUGUUGCGAGAGUUACGACGAUUGUGCGUUGCAGGAUAUGAAUGAGCCCUCCAACUUCUUAUCUGGUAGUACCAAUGGCUGUGAAGAAAACAACCUAGAACACCCACCCUUCCUGCCAGCUGUUCAUGGAGGCAUUCUUUAUUAUCACACAAUAUGCAUGUCCGGAAGGCAUUUUGUUGGGCGCCAUUACAAUGUGCAUAACCUGUAUGGAAUCACAGAGACUAUUUCUACCAACAUGGCCCUUCAGAUUGUAAGAGGUAAACGUCCAUUUGUCAUUUCCCGAUCAACAUUCCCGGGACAAGGACAUUAUGGUGGACACUGGACCGGCGACGUUUGGUCUGAUUGGUUUAACCUCUGGCAGUCUAUUGCAGGUAUUCUGAACUUCAACAUGUAUGGUAUCCCAAUGGUGGGUGCUGAUAUAUGUGGCUUUAAUGGCAACACUACUGCGAGCCUUUGCCUUAGGUGGAUGCAACUUGGUGCCUUUUAUCCAUUCUCGAGAAAUCACAAUACAGAUGAUGCCAUUGAUCAAGACCCUGUGGCAAUGGGACCGGAAGUAGUGACUGCUUCUCGAAAUGCCCUGACUCAGCGAUACAUGCUACUGCCAUACCUCUACUCUCUCUUCUUCAAUGCGCAUCUUACGGGUGAACCAGUUGCCCGACCACUUUUCUUCCAGUUUUACAAGGAACUUGAAACAUACAGCAUUGAUACUCAGUUUAUGUGGGGCCCAGCACUUAUGAUUGUGCCAGUGCUAAAUGAGCACGAGGAAACCGUGAAGGCUUACAUUCCAAAUGGACGCUGGUACGACUGGUACAAAGGGAACGUGGUGGAGGGAGGAGGCACUUAUAUGACGCUGGAUGCUCCACUGGACAAGAUUCCCUUGCUAGUGCGUGGAGGGUACAUACUGCCAAUACAGAUGCCAGCCAAUACAACCACUGAGAGUCGCAAGAUGAAAAGAGGUCUCCUGGUUGCACCCAAUGAAAAAGGCCGAGCGUCCGGAGAGUUCUAUUGGGAUGAUGGUGAUAGUCUUGAUACUGUUAAGCACAAGGAGUACACGUACAUACAGUUUAUAUCCGGUCCUGGUAUCCUCAAUGUAAAUGUCAAUCGCACCACCGCUGGUUAUACAGAACCCAUCUCACUAGGUUACAUGUACAUUCUGGGUCUGAGUGACAAUGUAUCAGAGGUAACAGUGGAUGGUGCCAAGGCGUCGUUUGAGUAUGACCCGGAGAAUCAAUUUCUGACCUUAGAUGGAUUCUCGCAGAGCCUAUUGAAGAGCUUUAUUGUGAGAUGGAAGUAAAAAUUACACAAAGAAUUGGGCUUCCUGUGUAAGUCAGCCGUGCCAUGAAUGAUGCAGUAUAUAAUGUAGGUUCAUGUUGAAGCAAAUAUAUAUAUAUAUAUAUAUAUAUAUAUAUAUAUAUAUAUAUAUUGUUUUUAAAGAAAGAGGUACUGUGAAAAGAUCAUUGUCUUGCCCCAGUGAUUGUACCGGAUGUGAUAGUUUUAUGUCUGGGUGAACUAUUAAUGUAAAUGAAAAAGUGAGAUGAAAUGACAUGAAAAAAGAAAAAUGAACAGUAACCAAAAAUUAUUAUUAUUUUUUUUAAUGAUAGGCCAUAUAGGAUUAAGAUUAGCAGACAAACAGUUGUUAGUAAAGCGCCCUCACAGCAAACAUUAUCGAUUCUUUUGAGGUUUACUACCCAAGUUUAGGGUAUUGUUAUUGUACUCUUCAUGUAAAUGAGUUGUGAAAUGUGCAAUUUUUUUCUGAACAAGAGAUAUAGUGUGACCUGAAUGGUAGGGAAUGUUCCAAAAGGUACCAUGUGUAUUCGCACAAAUACUAUGACACCAGCACACAACAAUGACAAUCCUAUGAAUCAUGUUGCAAUAAGAUAAGAUUGAGAGUGAGAAAAGUUGUUUACUUAAUAAUCCACAUAUUAGCUUAAGAAAGUUUUGCUUCCAUUGCUUACAGGGGCUAACAUUUAAGGUGCAUGCCAGUAACAGUAUAUAGAUAUAUAUAUAUAAGUAAAGACCUAGCUUGCAAAAUGUGGUAUUAGGGUAUAGGUAUGCCAGCUUCCAAGACUUUGAGAGGUUUAUCUUAGAUAAGCUUAUAUGUGUAUACUAGGUGACAUAAUAAUUCAAGUCAAGUCUUUUUGCCCUCUAGUUCUCGUGUUAUAUAAAACACAUAUUUUUUCCCUUGUUAGUUCUCAUAGAAGUCUAAUUUGUGAGUAAAAUUGGAGUGCAAAGUGUAGCAAUCUUGCUUAUGAGUUUUUUUCUUUGUAGUUGCGAUUUUUAGUUGGUUCAUUGUCGUAACGAAUUGCUUGAAAUACCCUUUUAUGACCGUUAAUAUCAGUAAAUUUGAUUUCACAAUUCUUUCAUAAUAAGAAUGCUCUAAAUAUUAUGCUCAUACUUAGACUGAAAAGAUCAUCUACUUAUUGUUUUCAAGGAUAAUAAGGGCAAGUAUAACAAACAAACAAACAAACAAACAAACAAACAAACACACAAACACACACACACACACACACACACACACACACACACACACACACACACACACACACACACACACACACACACACACACACACACACACACACACACACACAAAAAAAAAAAAUAUAUGCCAGCAAAUUUUUGCAUUAAUCCCUUAUAUUGUUCUUAGUGAUGCUUAGAAGUAGAUUAGGAUUUUUUCUGAAUAUAUUUAUAAGUAUAUGUAAAGUGGAAUAUACUUUGUGUAUUUUUAUCUGUUGAAGAUGGAUUGUUGUUAUUUUUCUAUGAUAGGUCUAUCAUAAGCCAGAUAUUCUUUACGUUACCCUACAACACAAAUAAAUUCUAUUUAUGGGUUAACUUAAGGAAAAUUAAGAGUAUAAGGUGUAUUUAUGUUUUACACUGGAGUAAAUGUAAAAUUAUUUCAUUAAUAUAUAGACUAAAAGGUU
Molecule: messenger RNA, 5698 nt
Organism: Penaeus chinensis
Lineage: Eukaryota; Metazoa; Arthropoda; Malacostraca; Decapoda; Penaeidae
Product: lysosomal alpha-glucosidase-like
Exons: 29
Coding region: 1-4071 (1356 amino acids)
Biological process (GO): carbohydrate metabolic process
Molecular function (GO): alpha-1,4-glucosidase activity; carbohydrate binding
Source: RefSeq, a predicted model, not a curated record